AUGAUCGAACAAUCAAAGAAUUUGUUAUACAAAACUAUCCUUACUGGGAGUUUAUCUGAAUUAGAUGAAGAUGAAGAUACAAGUGAAAUUAAUGAUUUUGAAUUACCUAUCAAGGUCAGUUUGGUUAAUCAUGAUACAAAUUUUCCCGAUUUAUUAUUAACAGAAACCAACACUACUCUUCAAGAGAAUAGUAGUAACGAUGAUAUUAAUAGUAAAAGUAAUAACACAAAUAGCGAAAUUAAGGCUAUUAAUGAUUCUGUAAAUAAUGAUAAAAGAGUCAGAUUUGAUACUGAGUCAGAUAAAAAUAAUAAUAAUAUGUAUAAAAGUAAACGUGGUAUUGAGGAUCUUUUACAAAAUGCAUCUGAGGUAAAUGAUUUUAUUGGAGAUAAUUUAGAUAGAUUAAAUACCUUCAAUUCAGACAGUAAUCCAAGUAUAAGAAAUAGUCUUUAUAAAAUGUUAAGUGAUGCUGGCACAAAUAGAACUGAAUCUUUAUCAAAUUUCGAUUUAAGUGAAGAUGAAUUAGACACAAUUCGAAGUCAUAGUUUCGAAAACAUAAAUGCCACAUUAGAUAAUGUAUUACAUGACGGAGAAUCAUGCCAAUCUGAAGAAUAUAGUGCUACUAUUGACAAUAAGAUUAGUAAUAUGGAGCACACGUAUUUGGAUACUGAGAAUUCUACAUCAAGCAAUCAAUCAUCCGUUUCCACUCCUUCUUUUGAUCUUUCAGAGAUGAGUUGUAGAAAUUCUAUUCAAAAUUAUAUAUUCAAUAAAAAAGAAAAUUAUAUACAAAAUAUGAAUGAACAUAAUGACAAUUUUCCAAUUAAAUUACUUUAUGAUCCAAAAAAUAUCAAUGGUGAAAAUGUGACUAUUUCAGUAGAGCAAGCAAUAGCCAACUUUGAAGAAACAAUACACCUGAUUAGUGAGUUGUCACAUAGAAAUAAUAUGUUGGGCAAUCAAAUGAUUGAUACAAAUAAAUUUCAUAUAUUUUGUAUGAAAAAUAUGCCAUCAAUAAGCUAUCAUGCUUUGUUACAAAGAAUCCAAUCAAAAUGUGUGUUUGGAUCGAUUAUCUAUCAAACUGCAACAUAUUUGUUUCAAAUUCUUUUAUUAAGAAGAAGUCAACCGGAGGAAAAUCUAAGAUGUACGCACAUAUUACACCAUGACGAAAUACAUAGAAUGAUAAUUGCAACAAUUAGAGUAGGUGCAAAGUUGACAGAAGACUUCGUUCAUUCACAUCAGUAUUUUUGCAAAGUUUGUGGAAUAUCGAAAAAAUUACUGAGUAAAUUGGAAGUUUCUCUUUUAAUUUGUUUGAAACAAAAUAGAUUGAUGAUAACAUGUGAAAGACUAGCUGCAUCUGUAAAUAUUUUAGAAGAAUUACGUGGAUAUAUGUGA
Molecule: messenger RNA, 1386 nt
Organism: Arxiozyma heterogenica
Lineage: Eukaryota; Fungi; Ascomycota; Saccharomycetes; Saccharomycetales; Saccharomycetaceae
Gene: PCL8
Product: Pcl8p
Exons: 1
Coding region: 1-1386 (461 amino acids)
Biological process (GO): regulation of cyclin-dependent protein serine/threonine kinase activity
Cellular component (GO): cyclin-dependent protein kinase holoenzyme complex; nucleus
Molecular function (GO): cyclin-dependent protein serine/threonine kinase regulator activity; protein kinase binding
Source: RefSeq, a predicted model, not a curated record